UGCCCUGCACACAGGGUUGCCCUCUGCCUCCCACAAGGUGACCAACAGCUAUGUCCGGGGUACCUCAGACAUCCCCCUUCUCACCAAAACCAUGGGCCAGUGCCUGGAUGAGACCACUGAGCGGUUUCCUGACCGCGAUGCUGUGGUCUUCUGCCGAGAUGGGGUUCGGAAGACAUUUGCUCAGUUCAAAAAGGAGGUGGACCAAGCGGCAGCCGGGCUUCUGGCUCUUGGCCUGAAGAAAGGAGAUCGCCUGGGGAUGUGGGGUCCCAAUAAAUACGAGUGGGUUCUCAUGCAGUUUGCAACUGCCCAGGCAGGAAUCAUCCUGGUAUCUGUGAAUCCAGCCUACCAGGCCCUUGAGCUGGAGUUUGUCAUCAGGAAGGUUGGCUGUAAGGCACUGGUGUUUCCCACUCAAUUUAAAACACAGAAAUACUAUGAUAUUCUAAAGCAGUCAUGUCCCGAGCUAGAAAAAUCCAGUCCAGGGGGAAUAAAGAGCAAAAGGUUACCUGACUUAUCCAUUGUCAUCACAGUGGACUCCAAGCUGCCCGGUACCUUCCACAUGGACGAAGUGAUGCAGGCUGGGGACAGCAGCCAUAUGAAGCAGUUGAGAGCCGUGCAGCAGACCCUUUCCUGCAAUGAGCCCAUCAACAUCCAGUUCACUUCCGGGACAACAGGAAGGCCCAAAGGAGCCACCCUGUCUCACAGGAAUGUUGUGAAUAAUGCCAAUCUGAUAGGUCUGAGGCUGCGGAUCGCAGAGCAGGACCAUCGUGUUGCUGUCCCCGCACCCCUCUAUCAUUGCCUGGCGUCGGUGGGAGGCUGCAUGGUGAUGGCUCUGCACGGGUCCUCCUGCAUCUUCUCGUCUCCGAGUUUCGAGGGGAAGGCUGCACUGGAGGCAGUGUCUCGAGAGAAAUGCUCCCUUCUACACGGCACACCGACCAUGUUUAUAGACAUGCUCUCCCAGCCCGACUUUGACUCCUACGACCUGUCAUCUCUCCAGGGAGGAGUCAUUGCAGGUUCUCCUGUUCCCCCUGAGAUCAUGAAGAUGAUUAUCACCAAGAUGCACAUGUCAGAGAUGGUGGUUGCCUACGGGACCACGGAAAACAGCCCUGUCACCUUCAUGGGAUUCCCCAAUGACAGCAUCGCCAGGAAAACAGAGACGGUGGGAUGCAUCCUUCCCCACACAGAGGCAAAAAUUGAAGAUCCAGAAACAGGGAAGUUUGUGCCUCUGAACACUCCUGGGGAGCUUCAGAUCCGUGGCUACUGUGUCAUGCUGGGCUACUGGGAUGAUCCUGCCAAGACGAGUGAAGUGGUCACUGCUGAGAAAUGGUACAAGACAGGGGACCUUGCAAGCCUGGAUGAACACGGCUACUGCAAAAUUAUAGGCCGUUGCAAGGACAUGGUUAUUCGGGGUGGAGAGAACAUCUACCCAGCAGAAAUCGAGCAGUUUCUCCACACCCAUCCCAAGGUUGAGGAGGUCCAGGUGGUUGGUGUGAAGGAUUCACGGAUGGGAGAAGAGAUCUGUGCCUGCAUCCGAGUGAGGGCCGGGCAGGACUGCACCGAGGAAGAGAUUAAAGCUUUCUGCAAAGGGAAGAUCUCCCAUUUCAAGAUCCCGCGGUACGUUGUGUUUGUGAGUCAGUACCCGCUCACCGUCUCAGGCAAGAUUCAGAAAUACAAGUUGAGGGAGCAGAUGGAGAAGCACCUUCAGCUCUGAGCUUGGGAAGGCAGAGUAAAAAAGGGGCUAAAUGAGCCCUGCUUCAGCCAGCUUUGUGUCUGCUUUUCACCUGUGCCUUGGGCUACACAGCAGAGACCUUCUCUCCCCAACAUCAGGCUGGUGGCUCUCUUAGUUAAUAAAACAGAGCGCCUUUUUUUCCCAGUUGGGUUUGUUUCUUUGCCAA
Molecule: messenger RNA, 1892 nt
Organism: Antrostomus carolinensis (chuck-will's-widow)
Lineage: Eukaryota; Metazoa; Chordata; Aves; Caprimulgiformes; Caprimulgidae
Gene: ACSF2
Product: acyl-CoA synthetase family member 2
Exons: 15
Biological process (GO): fatty acid metabolic process
Molecular function (GO): medium-chain fatty acid-CoA ligase activity
Source: RefSeq, a predicted model, not a curated record